This is a messenger RNA of Plasmodium malariae, 447 nucleotides long. RefSeq names its product 60S ribosomal protein L27a, putative. Gene Ontology annotation, cellular component: ribosome; cytosolic large ribosomal subunit. NCBI's taxonomy places the organism in Eukaryota, Apicomplexa, Aconoidasida, Haemosporida, Plasmodiidae. The record is from RefSeq and is a predicted model, not a curated record. The coding region runs from base 1 to 447 and encodes 148 amino acids. Gene Ontology annotation, molecular function: structural constituent of ribosome. The transcript is spliced from 2 exons. Gene Ontology annotation, biological process: translation.
AUGGCAACUAGAUUUAAGAAACACAGAAAGAAGAGAGGACAUGUAUCAGCUGGUCAUGGUCGUGUGGGAAAGCACAGAAAACAUCCAGGUGGAAGAGGAAAAGCAGGGGGUAUGCAUCACAUGAGAAUAAAUUUCGACAAAUAUCACCCAGGGUACUUUGGAAAGGUCGGUAUGAGGCAUUUCAAUUUAUUGAAAAACCGUAAAUUUUGUCCAACAAUAAACAUCGAUAGAUUGUGGGGUUUGUUACCAGAAAAAAAAAAAAAAGAAUUUAGUGAGAAUAAAAAUAUUGUUCCUGUUAUUGAUGUGACAAGGAAAGGAUACUUUAAAGUGUUAGGAAAUGGGGCGUUAAGAUGUGGUCAGCCCAUUGUAGUAAAAGCAAGAUACUUUUCUAAAAGGGCAGAGAAGAAAAUUAAAGCAGUAGGAGGUCAGUGUAUGUUAGUUGCAUGA